AUGUUGGACCGGUGUAGGGUCCUAGCAGUGUGUGUGUUUCUGAGUGCAGUCUGCAGUCUUCAGUCUGCUAUUGACCAGGGUCCUCUGUACGCCGUAUAUAAUGACCUGCUUGAGAACUACAAGACGUAUAUCAGACCCAGGAAGAACGCCAGUGAGACUGUGGAUGUGCUGGUCUCCUACAGUCUGGCAUCUGUUGAAGCCUUGGAGGAAAACACUCAGACACUCAUUUCAACUGGUUACGUAUGGCUUGAAUGGACGGACGACCUGCUGACGUGGAACUCAGAUAGAUACGGUAAUAUUACCAAUAUAACAAUACCUGUUGAAAAGCUGUGGUUUCCAGACUUGCUCCUGCUAAAUGGAUUAGAUGACCCGCCUCUCAUAUACCCGGACGGAGAAACAGCAAGGACAGAGAUGGUUUUCACAUUCGUCUUUAAACGCAAGUACCUCUAUUACGUCAUCACCAACAUCCUUCCCGUCAUGCUUCUCUCCGUCCUCAACCUUGGUGUGUUUUUGCUUCCGCCGGAGACUGGGGAGAAGGUAUCGCUGUGUAUAUCCAUAGUGCUGUCCUACGCAGUCUACAUGUCUGCCAUCAGUGGACGUCUACCGGAAGUGUCCGAUACCGUGACGGCGGUGCUUGGGGCAAAGAUUGUCGCUUAA
Haliotis rubra (blacklip abalone) is the source of this 657-nucleotide messenger RNA. RefSeq names its product acetylcholine receptor subunit delta-like. Gene Ontology annotation, molecular function: transmembrane signaling receptor activity; neurotransmitter receptor activity; extracellular ligand-gated monoatomic ion channel activity. Gene Ontology annotation, biological process: monoatomic ion transmembrane transport; regulation of membrane potential; nervous system process. Lineage: Eukaryota; Metazoa; Mollusca; Gastropoda; Lepetellida; Haliotidae. The coding region runs from base 1 to 657 and encodes 218 amino acids. The record is from RefSeq and is a predicted model, not a curated record. The transcript has 4 exons. Gene Ontology annotation, cellular component: neuron projection; membrane; synapse.